AUGGAGGAACCGAAAGAGUCGAGCCUGGUUGUUACACAUGGACAUGAAUAUGACAAAGACCGCCUCAAAAAAUUAAUAGACACACCACUACCCGAGAUCGGAAAGGUGGACAUCUCACCUUUGUUGCGGGUGCAAACACUCUACCAGGCCCUGGCCAAUAGCACUCGACUGUUAGCAGCCACGGUGAAGGAAAAGAAGGAUAGAGGAAAGCCGCGGAGAGCCAGAGGCCCCCCCGCAAGGACAGGCGAUGUUGGCGCCAGUGCCAAUGUUGCGGAAACACCAGCGUCAAGCGCACAGAAUACCGAUGGCCAAACGGAGGAGUCCAAGGAUCCCAAUCUCGAAGAACAAUUUUUGGAAAAGAUGAUCGACAUGGUGAAGGGCAUGCUCAGUUGCUGCGAGGUGCUUGUAGACGUUGCGGGCGGAGCUGCGCUCAAGGAGAGACCGGAACCAUUUGUGGCAACACUAGUGCCUAAAGAUAAACCUACUCAGGUUGCAACAUGGAAAGAAUGGCUGCACGGUCUUGAUCGGAAUGUCUUGUUCAGCGAAGAUUACCGAAAGGGCAUGGCUCAACUAUGCAGGGCACAGCGAGGCCUGAAAAAAGAAUUAACGAAACUCCAAGGCAAACUUCCCUCUAGACCGGACAGCCAAGAGGGUAUUGAGGACGUUGAGGAGCUAGAGACGAAAGAGGAUUGGUCCUGGAUCGGUGAUGAGACAGAGGAUUUUGAAGAAAUAGACGGAGUGGAUGAUUCCUCGGAGAUAGGAAAUUGA
Molecule: messenger RNA, 768 nt
Organism: Aspergillus melleus
Lineage: Eukaryota; Fungi; Ascomycota; Eurotiomycetes; Eurotiales; Aspergillaceae
Exons: 1
Coding region: 1-768 (255 amino acids)
Source: RefSeq, a predicted model, not a curated record